Molecule: messenger RNA, 1837 nt
Organism: Amphibalanus amphitrite
Lineage: Eukaryota; Metazoa; Arthropoda; Thecostraca; Balanomorpha; Balanidae
Product: mitochondrial-processing peptidase subunit beta-like
Exons: 8
Coding region: 245-1678 (477 amino acids)
Cellular component (GO): mitochondrion
Molecular function (GO): metalloendopeptidase activity; metal ion binding
Source: RefSeq, a predicted model, not a curated record
GAAAAUCUGGGCUAAAUAAGUCAUUCCAGUCGUCCAGUAAAUUAGUGGUUGCUUCUUUUCUGAACUCUAGAGGAGCUUUUCUAUAUAUUUUCUGGUAAUUCAACUUUUCUUAAUUUUCAUAAGAAUAACCUCAUUUUCAUUUCAAUAAAAUUAUUUUAAAACAUCACACAAACAGAUCGAUGCGUCAUUCCCAUUCCAAAUUUCAGGACUCUUCUCUUUCGAUUCUCCUCAGUCGGCGGCGAAGAUGGCGUUCAGGCUCUCGAAAUUGUCGGCCGUAGCGGCUAAGCUUGCAAGGCAAAAUGCUUUGCUGCCGCGCCGGUGCCGCAGCACCGCCGCCUCGGCCGCCUUCGAGCAGACGCUAGCCAACACGCCGCCGACGCGCGUCACCGUGCUCGACAGCGGCCUGCGCGUGGCCUCCGAGGACACCGGCGCGCCCACGGCCACCGUCGGACUCUGGGUCGACACCGGCUCCCGCUACGAGACCGAGAGCAACAAUGGCGUCGCUCACUUCCUCGAGCAUAUGGCCUUCAAGGGCACCUCCAAGCGGUCGCAGACCGACCUGGAACUGCAGGUGGAGAACAUGGGCGCCCACCUGAACGCCUACACCUCUCGAGAGCAGACCGUCUUCUACGCCAAGUGCUUCCGCGAGGACAUCGGCCAGGCGGUGGACAUUCUCUCCGACAUCAUCCAAAACUCUCAGUUCGGCGAGCAGGAGAUCGAGCGUGAGCGCGGAGUGAUUCUGCGCGAGAUGCAGGAGGUCGAGAUGAACCUGCAGGAGGUGGUGUUCGACCACCUGCACGCGGUCGCCUUCCAGGGCACCCCGCUCGGACGCACCAUCCUCGGACCCACCAAGAACAUCAAGUCCAUCAGCCGCCAGGACCUGGUCGACUACAUCAAGGACCACUACAAGGGCCCGCGGAUGGUGCUGGCCGGCGCCGGCGGCGUCGACCACCAGGAGCUGGUCAAGCUGGCCGAGAAGUACUUCUCGGGCGUCAGCUACCAGUACGAGCACGGCAAGAUCCCCACCAUCGAGCCCUGCCGCUUCACCGGCUCCGAGGUGCGCGUGCGUGACGACUCGAUGCCGCUGGCGCACGUGGCGAUUGCCGUGGAGGGCUGCGGCUGGACCGACCCGGACAACAUCCCGCUGAUGGUGGCCUCCACACUGGUCGGCUCGUGGGACCGGUCGCAGGGCGGUGGCGCCAACCUGGCCUCGACUCUGGCGCAGAACAGCGCCGUCGACGGCCUCUGCCACUCGUUCCAGUCGUUCAACACGUGCUACAAGGACACCGGCCUGUGGGGCAUCUACUGGGUGGGCGAGCCGCUCCAGCAGGAGGACAUGCUGUACAACAUUCAGCAGGAGUGGAUGAGGCUCUGCACCAACAUCACGGAGUUCGAGGUGGAGCGUGCCAAGAACCUGCUCAAGACCAACAUGCUGCUGCAGCUAGACGGCACGACGCCUGUCUGCGAGGACAUUGGCCGCCAGAUGCUCUGCUACAACCGGCGCAUCCCUGUCAACGAGCUGGAGGCGCGCAUCGAGGCGGUGACGGCCGACUCGAUCAAGAACGCGUGUAUGAAGUACAUCUACGACCGAUGUCCGGCGGUGGCGGCCGUGGGACCCGUGGAAAAUCUGCCCGACUACAACCGCAUCCGCGCCUCCAUGUACUGGCUGCGACUAUAGGCGAGCGCCGACGGCCGCCGCCCACCAAUGUUCAAGUGUUGUAUGUGUUAUAGGUGUGUAAUGUGCGGCGCUAUGAGAUGACAACAGGAAUAGUAUGUUCGACCACGACGGGUGAUAGUGAAAUACACGCACGCCGAGUGCGAGUCCACUGCUCCUCUG